AUGCUUCCCUCACUCAUCCUCUCUCUGCUCUCCGUCCUGGCAGAAGGGGCCAGCCUGCGACCCACCCAGACCGGCCACCUGGGGGUGUGCCCCAACCAGCUGAACCCCAACCUCUGGGUGGGAUCGGCUCCAGAGCACUCUGGUUUCUCAGCAGCCUUCCUGGGAAUUGAGAUAGUUAUUGGGAAGGAAUUCUCUUCUCCCCGGCCAGCCGUCUGCUGUACAGAAGAUGGUCCUGGGCCGAGCAAGGGGAAUCGCUGCCCAGCUGGGCAGAUUUUUGUGCGCAAUUGUGCCCGUGUGGUGGAGAACCAGCGAGGAAAAGGUUUAGGGUGGACUAUUAUAUGGGGAUCUAGUCAAGCGGAGGCUGCAGCGUUGACAUGUUCGUUGUCGCAUCCCCUACAGGACUGCGAAGGCUUCGAGAAAUGUUGCACCAACGUCUGUGGCCUGCGGAGCUGUGUGGCCGCCCGUUACGCGGAUGGAAGCCUCUCCUCACCGGAACUGGCGCGGGAGGCCACGUGCGAGAGCUUUGUCUGCACGCAGCAGGGGUCGGACUGUGACGUCUGGGAUGGCCAGCCUGUCUGCAAGUGCAAAGACCGGUGCGAGAAGGAGCCCAAUUUCACCUGCGCCUCAGACGGACUCACCUACUACAAUAAGUGCUACAUGGAUGCCGAGGCCUGCAUCCGAGGCGUCGGCCUGGCCGUGGUCCCUUGCAAGUACAUUUUUGCCUGGCCUGAUGCCAGCCCAGCCCCCACAGAGACAACGGCUCGCCCGACUCCUGGAGCAGCUGCGGAGGUGCCCGUCCCUCCGGCGCUCUACAAUAACCCUUCCCACCGGUCAGUGUACGUGGGUGGGACCGUCAGCUUCCAUUGUGAUGUGAGUGGCCGACCGCGCCCUGACAUCACGUGGGAAAAGCAGAGCGACCGCCAGGAAAAUUUCAUCAUGCGCCCCGACCGGAUGUACGGCAACGUGGUGGUUACCAACAUCGGGCAGCUUGUCGUCUACAAUGCUCAGCCGGAGGAUGCUGGAGUAUACACCUGCACCGCCAGGAACGCUGCCGGUCUCCUCAGAGCGGACUUCCCCCUCUCGGUUGUUGAGAGGGAACGCUCUGGAUGGGAAUCGAGGGCACCGGGCGUCUCACAACUUCCUCCUGGAGAGUGCCUGAAGGAACCAGACAAACGGGACUGUGAGGCCAACCAAAUCCGCUGGCAUUUUGACUCGAAGAAGGGCUCCUGCAUCACGUUCCGCUACGGAGGGUGCGGUGGGAACAGGAACCACUUCGAAACCUACGAGGAAUGCCGCCUGGCCUGUGCCGAUCACGUGGUUGACCCAUGUUCCCUCCCCGUCGUGCAGGGCCCCUGCAAAGACUGGGAGCCCCGCUGGGCCUACAACCGCCUCAUGAAGCGGUGUCACUCCUUCAUCUACGGAGGCUGCGAAGGCAACGAGAACAACUUCGACGCCAAAGAGAGCUGCGAGGACGUUUGCCCCUUCCUCAAGGCCUCACGGUGCAAAGCCUGCCGCCUGAAGAGCAAGAUGGUGUCGAGCUUGUGCCGCAGCGACUUUGCCAUAGUGGGGCGGCUGAUGGAGGUGGUGGAAGACCAGGACUCUGGCAUUGCCCGCUUUGCUCUGGACGACAUCUUGAAGGACGAGAAGAUGGGCCUCAGGUUCUUUGACAUCAAGUACUUAGAAGUGACCUUGUCCAAUAUGGACUGGAACUGCCCCUGUCCCAACGUGACCGCCGAGGACGGGCCUCUCGUCAUCAUGGGGGAGGUGCAUGACGGCAUGGCGGUCCUCGACUCGGACAGCUACGUGCGGGCGGCCAACGACAAGCGGAUCAAGAAGAUCCACGAGCUUCUGGAGAAGAAGACCUGUGAGCUUCUCGACCGGUUCAGGGACUAGCGUCGCCGGCUCUCUGCCAUGGGCAAGGGAGGACUCCCUAAAACGGUCCAUCUGUGACCACCCUUGCAUUUAUGUCAAGUCGACUCGGCCUUCCCCUCUUAGAAACCCCACAUGUCUCUGAAGAGAUGCACAGAAAUGUAUCCUCGUGCCUUCGUCGUGGGCUGUGGCCCAGCCUCUCAUUUUUGAACAUUCUGCAUUUAUUUUCAGUCUCCUGUUAUGACUCCCCCACACUCGUGGCGGAGCCAUUCUAUUCGUCUGUUUUCGUGUGUGCUGUAAUUUAUCUCUUUGUGCCUAUACCACUCUCCCCUGGCUUCUGUACGAUUAAAAGGACUUCUGUGGUUUUUUUCCCCCCAGGCAUGACUGUCUGCCUCCAUCUGUGUCCUCGUCCUUUUUUGGAUCUGCUGUUAGGGUUGCAGGGCAAGGUCCAUGACAGGGAUUUGGAUGAUUGUUUUUAAAUAAAGAUUUGAUUACUUAAGAA
This is a messenger RNA of Sphaerodactylus townsendi, 2371 nucleotides long. RefSeq names its product WAP, follistatin/kazal, immunoglobulin, kunitz and netrin domain containing 1 (gene WFIKKN1). Gene Ontology annotation, molecular function: transforming growth factor beta binding; receptor antagonist activity; serine-type endopeptidase inhibitor activity. Lineage: Eukaryota; Metazoa; Chordata; Lepidosauria; Squamata; Sphaerodactylidae. The transcript is spliced from 4 exons. Gene Ontology annotation, biological process: negative regulation of transforming growth factor beta receptor signaling pathway. Bases 1 to 1893 code for a protein of 630 amino acids. The record is from RefSeq and is a predicted model, not a curated record.